AUGCCGGCCACAGCAGCAAACGGGCCCAGAUCUAUGGAGAGUGAGAGUGAAACUCAGCGCCGACCCAGCUGCUCGGGUCCAUGGAACUUACCGGUUGCGAAGGGCAAAAAGUUCAAGGCUCCGCACGUCUUCUUCUCCUUCGGACCUCGGCGCGCCGACUCGCAAAACGACACCGGGUUCGAGGGUUGGGGGCCCAACGGCCGUUACGAAACCCGGCCAUACCAUGGCAGCGCCGAAACAAAGUCGCCGGCGGGGAGGACCGACGACGGACGGGCCAUCCUCUGCUUCGUCUGA
This is a messenger RNA of Colletotrichum costaricense, 294 nucleotides long. RefSeq lists its product as uncharacterized. The coding region runs from base 1 to 294 and encodes 97 amino acids. The transcript is spliced from 2 exons. Lineage: Eukaryota; Fungi; Ascomycota; Sordariomycetes; Glomerellales; Glomerellaceae. The record is from RefSeq and is a predicted model, not a curated record.